Penicillium chermesinum is the source of this 5613-nucleotide messenger RNA. RefSeq names its product ATP-binding protein. NCBI's taxonomy places the organism in Eukaryota, Fungi, Ascomycota, Eurotiomycetes, Eurotiales, Aspergillaceae. The transcript is spliced from 3 exons. Gene Ontology annotation, molecular function: protein binding. The record is from RefSeq and is a predicted model, not a curated record. Bases 1 to 5613 code for a protein of 1870 amino acids.
AUGUUCGAAAGAAUAUUUGGUCGAUACGGUCGAGUCGCCGUGGGAAUCCACCUACUACUUCAGUACGAGGACACCUACAAAUCUUCUCCAAAUCUACAGCCAGAAGCUGCCGCAGUAUUUGCCGACUUACUGGAGAUGGUAUUCAGUACAUCAACCAGCUGCGUGGAAGGGCUCAAGAGCAAAGAUCCUGAUCAGAACAUCGCUCGAAAUGUCGACGUGGCAUUCUUGACAUACGCUAAGCGAUACUCCAAUCGCUGGAAUACUAUCGUGGAAUCGUCUACUGCAAAAAUAGUGCAGGAAAGCUCACUUAUUUACUCCAGCCCUGAAAUUGGCAGUCUUCGUCAAUUCCUUGGGGUACAAGAUCGCCCCUUUCAGUUCAUACUAGAUUCUCGCAGCCACAAAUUAGCCGAAGGAUCUUUUGAGUGGUUCAAUAAUACGCUUUACGAUUUCACUGUGGGAAGUUCCCCGGUAUUGCUCGUUACUGGUGAGCCUGGCUGUGGAAAGAGCGCCCUUUCCCAGUGGACGAUGGACAGAUUGCAAGAGUCUAAUGAGCACGAGGCCUGGAAUAUCAUUCCGUACACAAUUCGCGCGGACAUUCCUGUCGCCACCUUGCCGCUGCGGAUUUUGAAAGGAAUCUUACAUCAGAUGCUGGAUCACUGCGUGAGUGACAAGCGGAUUCAAGAGAACAUCUUGAUACAUGCAGCAAAAGCAGCUCAGAGUGCCCUCGAUGGUGCUAAAGACCACCGCGUCGAAGAAAACCUUUGGCAGGGGAUCCAAGCUGGACUAGAGGCUGAUAUUCAGUACAUGUUCGUGUUGGAUGGGCUUGAUCAAAUCAAAGGCGGCCCCAGCCUUGGAGCCAAGUUCCUUAGCAGGUUCAGCGAGACUUUGUCUCUGCAGAACUCUGGAUCCAAAAUGAUUGCGUUCAGUCGGCCAAUCACCCAAAUAACAAGUACCGGUGGAUUCCAGCAUUUUACAAUCCAGGCUACCCACACCCAAACCGAUCUGGCAACUUACGUUUCCGAGACUCUUUCCUCUAGUUUUGACUCCGACCACACGAACAAUGAUCAACUAGUGUCUUCUGUUGCUAAUGUUGUCACCGAUAUCAUCAAUCAGUCCAAAGGAUCCUUUAUCUGGGCUGAAUUGGCCCUUGAGUAUGCUCGUCAACAGAAAACUCUGAAUAGGGCCGUGGCUGCGGUUCACACCUUACCUGAUUCUAUACCGAAGCUGCUUGAAUUUCAUAUUCAACACUUGGACUUGAGUCAACGCGAGACGAUGUCAGUUCUUUCAUGGCUAGCAGCGGCUGAGAGACCGCUGCUGAUUGAGGAAAUCGACCAGCUCCUUUUGGUGGAUCACAAUACCCCGAGCUUCAUUGCUUCGAAGCCCGCGCCGACGAAUGCAUGGAGUGAAGCACUGAGCCCUCUCAUCAUGACUCGCGAUGGUGUCAUUUCUUUUGCUCAUACCUGUAUCCGAGAUCAUGUCCUUCAACAGGCUAAAACACCGGUUUCAAGAUCACUGUUCAAUAUUGGGGAUGCUCACUUUGAUUUGCUUAACAAAUGUCUGGCAUGGGUUCAGCUAAGUGUGCGUGAAGAAUCCGGGCUCGCGAUGGACAAGUUGAGCAGCAGCGAACGCAACCAUCUCUUUGACAAGUAUCCCAUUUUGGAAUACACAGCGCGAUACUGGCUGUCGCAUUUCCUCAAUUCGAACCUGGUCAAUGCUAAGGGUGACUUCAAGUUCGGCGCCAGCUCCAAAAACCUUAUACCUGACACGGUCUUGUUUUCGCGCCUUGAGCUGACCUGCCGCGAGUCUCAAUUCACUCGCUCGAGCGUAGUUGAAUUAUACCGUCUCGCGACAGAUAUACGCCGGUCUGUCUUGGGUGAUAAGUCUCUGGCUUUCCUUCAGAGCUUACUCUUUACUGCCCAAGCUUCAAAGCUAGCCAAUGCAAGCCAUGCCGAUGAGCAUUGCUUCGAGGCGUGGCAGAUCAGCCAAGAGCUCCUAGGGCAAUCUGACCCCAUCACUUUGCAGUGCAUGGAAAUGAUGACUGAAAUGUUCAGUAAACGUGGCAGCAUGACUCCUGACCAGGAGGCUACUCUUCGGUACCUUAUCUUGGCAGAUUCAGAGGUCACAGGAAUUGAUUUCGACCAACGCAUGAAGCAUCUGGGAAUGAUGGUUAGCAUUUAUCAAGCUAGCGGUGACGAUGAGCCCGGCCUUCACCUCUCAAAGCAAUUCUACCAAGUCAUCGCCCAGAAGUACGGAACAAACUCCAGGAAAGCUUCUGAAGCAGCAGAUUUUCUUACAGACCAUUUCUCCACCGGAAGUGAGGAGAUGAAUCGCGACAUCGCUCGAACCAAGUACGACAACAUGCGGAACACGAUGGAAGUUACGAAUGAUCGUCGUAUUCAGCAUUCAUUAUACCUGGCUCAACUGUACGAAAAGCAAGGUGAUGAUGCACAGGCUCGAGGCGUCCUGUCCAGUCUCUGGUCUGGUCUUAAUUCACGCGAGAUCGAUACUGUGGACACAAUGGAUAAAAAGGCAAAUGUCGCUCUUGCCUAUCAUCAGUACCUGCAUCGACAAGGUCGGGAUCAAGAAGCUGAUGCGGUCAUGAGAGAGCUCGUCGCAGACCUUGAAGUCACUGGGGUGCACUCACCAGAGAUGAUGCAGGGUGUUCGCCUGCUUCGUAGUGAAACUCAUGCGAUGCACAUGUAUGACCUAGAGCGUUCUCUGUCAAUCUUGAUGUGGCAUUACUACAAGGAAGCCAACGAGGAAUACUCUCCGGAGGCGAUGUCCCUUGCACUUUGGCUGGCUGAAAGCACAGCGAGUGCCGCUUCUAUUAACGGAACUACCAAUUUGAUGAACGGUCAAGACCAAGGUAGCCAGUUGAUGGUGGAACUCAUUGAUUCAAUAUGCUCCUCCCCUGAAAACCUCUCCGUGUCCACAUUGAUCCUAUGCCACAGCCUGGCCAGCAAUCACAUGCGUGCGGGUGACUGGGUGGGUGCAAAUGAUUGCACCAAGGCUGCCCUCCGGUACAUCUGGCCGACAGUCGAAGAUCAAGGCUCCCAUCCAAAGUUUUCCAGAGAACUGGCACCUCCUGUGGCCGAUCUAGCCCUUGCUUUGGCAUAUUGCCAUUUCCGCAGAUUGAACCUUGAACAGGCCACUAUUGUGUAUGCAAAUGCAUUUGGUUCACUCAAAUCAUCUGAGAAUGUCCCAGUGGCUUCUGUCAUGGCCGUCGCAAAGGCUGUUGUCGAGUUCUACGAGACCACUUUCCAGUUCACCAGAGCCUUGACUCUUCUUAAUGAGUUGAGCAGCUUUUUGGCGACGAGGCUGGGUCAAAGUCACAAGCAUACGGUAGAUAACAUGUACCUUGAAGCAACUUUAGCGAAGCGCCUCAACAUGGAUCGCGAAGCGAAGAAUACUUAUCAGCGUAUCUACGCAUGCACGACUUACGACGACAAGAUUGCACUUGAGGGAUUUGAAGCUGCGUUUGCGCUCAUCAGCCUGUACGAGAAGGAGAAUCAAUGGAAAGCAGCCCUCGGCAUCUAUAGACAUCUGUGGCCGAGUCUCGCCUCGAGCGAUAAUAUCUCGCGUACCGACCGGGCGACCGUAGAGCGCUCCCUCGAGAAAACCUUUGUGGGCUAUAUGACGACACUUAGCUCACAUCCCAACGACACCGAGUUCUCUGAGCACCAUAAAGUCUAUUCCGAUUAUAUUGCAGCAUGUCGAAAUGUGUACGGGCCAACGCAUCCAAAGACCUUAAGUGCUACGCUCUUACUUGCCGAGCUUUGUGAGACCAACAAGUCUUCAAGAGAUCAAGCAAUUUCUCUGUAUAAAAAAUCUCUGGAAACAAAUGAAUGGGUUUCGGCAUCUCAGUUGUCAAAGGGCCUUGAGCAAAUGACCUACCCCUUGCCCAUAACUCUGAAACACAAGCUGGCGCAGCUUUAUGUCCAGAAGAAGGACUCGGGAAGCGAUGCUCGUUCCCUUUACACAGAGGAAUUCCAGCUAGCAAAGAAGACACAAGGCUACUAUUCAAGGACAACACUCUCAUGGCUUCGAGAAUUAGCUCUGGCCCAUUCGCACCAAGGAACGCCAGCGUCUAUUCAGCAAGGAAAUGCUCUUUUGCACACCUAUAUUACUGAUAUACUCCAUGGAGAAAGCGCUGAGACAGAUACGAUGGACGACUGGGCACGCAAGAUUGGCACCAUUUAUGUGGAAUGUGGUUUCAUCGAUGGGGGCAAUGCUGUGCUGGAUGAAUUGCGACAGCGCGUGGUAUCAAGCCCCGAUAAAUCCGCAAAGACCCUCAGAGAUCAGCGUGACGCCGUAUUCGUCUCAGCUUUCGAAGAGGCCUUCAGUCGCAGAGCAAGCUCGGAUGUGAUCAUGGAUGAAAUGGCCCGAGAAAUGCAGACACGGCAAGAAUUCUCCAAGAAUCUAUCCAGUCACGACUUCAUACCUGCUUUGGUCUCCGGUAAUCGCCUGGCUAAUCUCCAGGCAGACCAGAAAAGAGACCACGCCGCAAAACGCACGCGCGAUAGGUUGUAUGAGUACUUUUGCUCGACCCUGUCUGCUACUCAGAUUGCAGAUCGUGGGAUCGUCCAGCACUUCUACCAGAUCUGUCUUCGAGAGGCCGAUAAUGAGAAAUACAUCGCCAAGAUUCUGAACAGGACCACAAAGUUAGUUCGUGAUCUCUGCAAAGCCUCUAAGUUUCAAGAGGCUAGUGAUAUUACUGGAGUCCUUCAUUCGUUCCUUCACUUGACAGAUGGUCUGGACAAUUAUGACAACAUUAAGACCGCCACUAAGCUUUGCUUAUACCUCAGCGGCAACAAUAUCACGAAAUGCGAAGGAAAGAGUGUGUGUCGCGAAAUGUCGCUGAAAUCCAAGCUCCUCCUGCAGGAAAUUAUGGAAUCUUCCAAAGCCAUCGGCAUCGAAAUAAUUGAUCUCCCGUUCACCGACCUGAAUGACAUGAUCACCCUCUUCGGCGAAUACGAGAUGUUUGACGAACUCGAAGCAACCCUGACCCAGCUCUGGACAUCGAGAAUCGUCCAGCGCACCUGGUUCCCAGAUGUGGUAGUCUGGGUCGGUCGAAGGUUGGUCGAGACACGCUUCUGCCGGGGUUCAGUCGACUCCUCCAUCCAGCUGUGCCGCGACAUCUGCUACAACCUGCGGCAGAUGACGAAGCUCCUGUCAGGACUUUUCACUGCAUCUGGAGAUCACAAAUCAGCUACCACGCUCCACGAAGCCGCUUUGCAUGAUCUCUUGGGGGACGCGGAUGCCAAGAAUCACCCCGACGCAGCUGAUGUUGCGUCGCAGCAUUUGGAGCUGCUGCGUCGAGCACAGGCAAGACUUGGUACUGGCCAGAGCACUUCGAGGGCUUCCGCGCAUGAGAGCCUGAUUGCGCACGUCACCGAGAAAUUCGGACUCAAGCCAGAACAAGUGCAGAAUAUCGGCGAGGUGCACGGCGGAGAGGCUUUUGGAAUGUGGUCCAGGCCCAGACGGUUUAGUAUUGAUGUUGAUGAUCUCGAUGAUCAGGGCCAGGUGCAUCAAAAUCGUCUGCGAGAGUCGAGUGGGCCUGGCACAAUGAAUGGUAGUGGUGCUCCAAGAAGAAUCUCAGUGCAGGCUUUGUAG